Molecule: messenger RNA, 468 nt
Organism: Triticum dicoccoides
Lineage: Eukaryota; Viridiplantae; Streptophyta; Magnoliopsida; Poales; Poaceae
Exons: 1
Coding region: 34-369 (111 amino acids)
Source: RefSeq, a predicted model, not a curated record
CAGCAGUACUGUGUCUUCCUAUGAAGCCAAGAUAUGCAGCAGCCACGUGAUGCAGCCGGCACCGGCGGCGGCGGCGGGGGCUUCUCCUGGGUGUUCGUCCCGGUGAUGUUCGUUUUGCUCACCUUCAACUCGGUCAUGGCGGUGUACCACUCCCAGGGCGACGCGGCGAUGGUGGCCUUCGUCGCUACCUCCUACGCGGACCUGGUUCUGCUCUUCUUCUGUCUCUGGCUCUACAAUAGGGCCACCCUCGGCUCCACCCGAAGGAACCGGCUCAAGGCGUCCGUGUGGAUGCUGACCACGAUGCUCACCUUCGCCUUCGCCUACAUGGUCAUGGGCGCGGCCAGGCUCACCCUCGCAGGGCAGGUAUGAAGUGCUGUCCUGACUUGUCGUUGUUAGACUAUGUAUAACUUCUGUACCUAUGUACGUAUUGUAACACAACCAUUAUAUAUAAUGAGAUAAGCCACCCUU